CGAGCGCGACACCACUGCUGCUCCUCUGCCUUCACCCGACCCGCCGCCUCCCACAUCCCCCACCGGCUGCCGCAUCCUCUGCCUUCUUGCAUGUGGCAUGGUGGAGCCCGAGCUCGCUGCUCCUCUGCCUUCUUGACUCGCCGCCUCAGUCGAGCAGAAGAGGAUGGGGACUAGGCAGAGGGACGAUCCGGAGGAGCAGAGCGGGCGAUCGAGAAGGGGCUUCUCUGGGGUUCGAUCUGGAGGAGGGGAGAUGCGGAGAUGGGGGGAUUCGGCUUUUUUCCCCUCUCUUUACUUUUCUGUCUAUUGUUCAUUGAUUGUUUCAAGGAUAUGCCCAAUUGGAACCAGCUUCUUGAUUUUUUUUUGUCCCUGCAAGUGCAAUGCAUCAAUUUAAUUACCCCCACCACCUUCAGUGGCAGGAUACCGCAAAUGUGAUCACAAAACCUACAAGGAGAUAUCCGCUGGCGUUAUGGAUCGCUAUAUUAGCCUUGAUCGCCCUUGUCGGUGUAUACAUAUUCUCCUUAUCUUUGAAGCAAAAUGGGAUGCUUUUUGGACUGAAGCAGACCAACAUGAUUGAAAAAGAAAGGGAGAAACCUUGUCAUCACCCAAGCAUUCCAGAGACUGAGAUCCCUUAUGUGCAUCAUCCUACACCAGAGACUUAUAGUAGAUAAUGGUCAAAGACUUGGACAUCUAAUUUUAAACUUUUGAGGUCUGGAAGUGGAUGGUUUGAAACUUUAUUGAAUAGGCAUGAGAAUAUUAGCUCCAAUGGAGAGAUUUUCUCUGUCAAAGAAAGGCGUAGUAAUAUCACAUCGAUCAUGAAAACACUGGAUAAAUUGUACAAUCUGGACUGGUUCAGUAGUGCUGCAAAAAAUGAAUGCACAGCUGCCGUAGGGUUGAAAUGGAUGCUCAAUCAGGGUCUAAUGAAACAUCAUCAAGAGAUAGUUGAAUACUUCAAUCGAAGGGGUGUGUCUGCAAUUUUCCUUUUAAGAAGAAAUCUUCUGCAGCGUUUUGUAUCUAUAUUGGCAAAUGAUCAUGAUAGAAACACCAAGCAACUAAAUGGAAGGCACAAAGCUCAUGUGCAUCACAGAGGCGAGGCUGAUGUUCUUGCUGAGUAUAAGCCAACAAUUAUCACAAAAUCGUUGAUUGCUGAACUAAAGAGGUCUGAUAAAUUGGCAGCUGAUGCUUUGGUGAAUUUCAAGACUAUUCUGAAUAUUGUUCUGUACUAUGAGGAUGUUGUCAGCAAUCGCAGUAAGCUCACAGAUGUCCUGGAUUUUCUGAAAUUACCAAAGAUAAAGCUGUCCAGUAGGCAUGUGAAAAUCCAUACUAAACGAGUACGUGAUCAUAUUAAUAAUUGGAUUGAUGUUUAUAAUACUUUGAAUGGGACUCAGUAUGAGAGCUUCUUGAACAGCCGGAGGUGACCAAACUAGCUAGUUAGUGUAAAUAAUGUGGUAGUGAGUUCUCCUUCUUUUGAGCCAUUUUUUCUCCUGCUAUUGCUAGCAGAGAAGGUAAAAGGUGACAGUUUUUGCCGUAAUGUGCUAAUCCAAAGGACUAAGUUAUUUUC
Molecule: messenger RNA, 1558 nt
Organism: Brachypodium distachyon (stiff brome)
Lineage: Eukaryota; Viridiplantae; Streptophyta; Magnoliopsida; Poales; Poaceae
Exons: 5
Coding region: 813-1415 (200 amino acids)
Source: RefSeq, a predicted model, not a curated record